GUGUCUUCAUAAUCAGACGUGUGCUUCACAGACAGCGAUUAAAGUAGAAAAUAGAGGAGAUUAUGGCGUAUUUAACCACAAAUCCGGCGGAUAAAGAACGGUUUCUGUGCAUUUAUCCAGCGUACAUCAACAGUAAGAAGACAUUAGCAGAAGGCAGAAGAAUACCUACAGACAAGGCGGUGGAGAACCCGACAUGUGCUGAGAUUCAAGGCGUUCUCUCCGCUGCUGGUCUGAAUGUUCACGUGGAGAAUAGCAUGUAUCCGCGUGAGUGGAACAGAGACGUGCAGUUCAGAGGAAGAGUUCGUGUCCAGCUGAAGAUGGAGGACGGCAGCUUCUGCCAGGACAAGUUUACAUCUAGGAAGGAUGUGAUGUUUUAUGUGGCUGAGAUGAUCCCGAAACUGAAGAGCCGAACGCAGAAGAGCGGUGGAGCUGAAGCUGGAGCGCAGCAGGGAGAAGGAGGAAAGAAAGGGAAGAAGAAGAAGAAGUAGACAUUACACAGCGGAUGAACACUGGAGAGCGGAGUUCAGUUCAUCAUGGAGGAUUUCUGUUGGUUUUCAUUAUGAACACUUGAUUUGAGCACCCGACUGUUUUUCUUUUUGGGAUAUUUUCUUCGCUAAACACUGCAGAAAAACCGUGCUUUGAGUCCUUGUCUUGUUUGUUGUCCAAAUAUCUGAAAUUCUCAAAUCUUUUCUAGACAAGUAAAAAUAUAGUUUUGCUUUCAGAGUCAAAAUUGAGUGUUUUUACUUAAAAUCAGCACAAUAACCUGUUUAUUUCAAACCAAAUGCAGGAUUGUUUAUUUUGAUAAUGCUAGAAGUUGUCUAUGAUAUGCUAGUGAACUCAUUUCAAGACAAAAGCAUGAAUAUUUUGCUUCCAUCACUGCAGAUUAUUGUGCUUGUAGAAUAAAACUCACUUAAUUUUGACAUUAUUUCUGCAGAAAUUAUAUUCAUGACUUGUCUAGAAAGUGUUAGUCUUAUUUCAAACCAAAAUGAUUUGAUUUAUGUUGCUGGCAGAUUGUUAUUCAAUUAAAUAUUCAGACUAAAUGUCAAAAUCGUUUCACUUUUUUACUCGCAUAAUUUAGCCUCAUUUCUGAAAACAAAACUACAUUUUUACUUGUCUGUAAAAUACUGAUGAACUUCAAACUGAAAAACAAAAUUGUUACUCCAUUGUCAGAUUAUUUAGCUUGUUUCAAGUAAAAACUUAAUAAAAUAAAAACUAUUAUUAAAAAAAUAAAAAAAAUAAAACAAUAUUUUUAUGUCAAAAAAUGCUAAUCUUAAAUCAAGCUGUAAUCUACAUUAUUUGAUUCAUGCUGCCGCCAGAUUAUUAUAUAUAUAUAUAUAAUAUAAAUCCAAAAAUGAAAAGUAAAUCAUUUGCUCAACAGCAACAAAACAAAUUGACAUUAUUUCUGAAUUAUUUUACUUUUGCCAGUACCAGAUGGUUUUGCAGAGAUUUCUUUUACAGGGAAAAAAGUUCAGAAAUAAUAAAUAACAAAUUUUACUGGUCUAUAAAAUACUAAUGAACUUCAAACUAAAAAACAAGAUUAUGUCACUCACCUCAUUGUCAGAUAAUUUUGCUUGUUUAAGAAAAACUCUUUAAUUUUGACUCUUUAUUUCUGAAAAAUAAAACUAAUUUUACUUGUUACAAAAAAUCCUAAUCUAAUUUUAAACCAAAAACAAAAAUAUUUGAUUCAUGGUGAUGCCAUUUUUAUAUAUUCAGAAACAGUCAAAAUUAUUUGGCCUGUUUUUAUUUUUUACCUAAUUUAGCUUUAUUAUUUCUGAAAACUAAACAAUAUUUUUACUUUCCAAACCAGAUGAUUUUUCUUGAGUUACAGGGAUUUUUGUUUUUCAGAAAUAAUAAAUAGGAAUGUACUAUUAUUUGUCUAUGAAAUGUUUUCAGUUUGAAGUUGAUUAGCAAGAUAUGCUACCUCCUUGCCAAUAUUUUACUUGUUUUGAGGAAAAGCUCUUAAUUUUGACUCGAUGUUUCAGAAAAUAAAACAGUAUUUUUACUUGUCA
Danio rerio (zebrafish) is the source of this 2009-nucleotide messenger RNA. It is a transcript of the gene srp19, whose product is annotated as signal recognition particle 19. Gene Ontology annotation, cellular component: cytoplasm; nucleolus; signal recognition particle. Gene Ontology annotation, molecular function: 7S RNA binding. Gene Ontology annotation, biological process: SRP-dependent cotranslational protein targeting to membrane. The record is from RefSeq and is marked validated. NCBI's taxonomy places the organism in Eukaryota, Metazoa, Chordata, Actinopteri, Cypriniformes, Danionidae.